AUGAAGAAAUUAUUGAUCUUGGGAUUCUUCGUCACCGUUACUUUAGCAAUACCAACAUCAGAUACACUUAUCAACAGAGAUCUCGACUGUUUGGAACGUGAGAAUGAAUUGUUCAGUUGCAUCUUCGUUAAAGCUGCUACAACAUUGGACAGGGCAUCAAGGUCCAGUGAUAUUCAGCUUCUCGAUGGUAUUGUUUUUGUACGAGACAAACCUAUGGAACGCAGUGCAAAAAGUUUGAAGACCGAAUUAGACGUGAUGAACGAAUUACCAAAGGAUUCUACUGAAAGGGCAUUGAAACUCGUUAGCAUGAUCUACGAAUCUGCCAUGUCAUUCAUGAAAAGUCACAGCUUGAAGCUCAGCAUACCGGAAGAAUUUAAUUCUCGUGCACUUUCCGAAGCUCGUGGUAAGAUUAAGAAAGUAAUCUUACCAUUGAUAGCAGCAGUAGGAGUGAAAAUAUUUGCCUUAGUUCCGAUUCUUUUCGGUGGUUUGGGUCUGUUAGUAUUGAAGGCACUUGUCAUUGGUAAAAUAGCCCUAAUCUUGGCGGGCAUCCUAUUUUUCCAAAAGAUGUUUGGCAGUGGUAGCACCGUUAGCAACAUUUUUGGCAAAUCACCAUCGUUCGGUAACAAUUGGUACGAACCAGCUACUCAAGGAUGGCCCUCAGCUGUUUCAGGUGGUCAACAACAGGGAUAUUACAGAAGAAGUUUCGAUGAUACGCAAGGAAAUAUCGAUGCUCAUUCACUCGCUUAUUCGGCACACGAACCAAUAACAAAUGCAGCCUAA
Messenger RNA from Polistes dominula (European paper wasp), 780 nucleotides. RefSeq names its product DUF1676 domain-containing protein Osi14 (gene Osi14). Gene Ontology annotation, cellular component: membrane. The record is from RefSeq and is a predicted model, not a curated record. Lineage: Eukaryota; Metazoa; Arthropoda; Insecta; Hymenoptera; Vespidae.